This is a messenger RNA of Helianthus annuus (common sunflower), 963 nucleotides long. Its product is annotated as protein FAR1-RELATED SEQUENCE 5-like. Gene Ontology annotation, biological process: regulation of DNA-templated transcription. The record is from RefSeq and is a predicted model, not a curated record. The transcript has 4 exons. Bases 1 to 963 code for a protein of 320 amino acids. NCBI's taxonomy places the organism in Eukaryota, Viridiplantae, Streptophyta, Magnoliopsida, Asterales, Asteraceae.
AUGUAUGAUAAAUCCAAGAAACAACACCGACAAAGCCGAUACACAGUUUUCGGGUGUCGUGCGCGUAUUAAAGUGAGUUAUGAUCAUGCUACCGAACAAUACAAAAUAUAUGAUUUCAUCGCCGCGCACAACCAUUGCAUGAUUAGUAGCGAUAACGCCAACAUGUUAAAACAAAAUAGGAAACUUGGAUUUGAAGAGCAACAGUUCAUCCACAAAGUUAGCCUUAACAAAAUCGGCCCAACUACUGCACAUAACAUUCAAGUAUCACUUAAAUGCGGACCUCAUAAUGUUCGUGGCACAACAGAAGAUUUCAAAAAUUGCUCUAGAGAUAUACGUGCAUUCAUCGGUAAACGCAAUGCAGACAUUCUCUUACAUACCAUGAGAUCUGGAGUUACCAAUCUUAAAGAUUUCUAUCUUGAUUGUGUCAUAGUUGAUAAUGAGUUGCGAUCGUUCUUUUUGGCUGAUUUCGUAUCAUUGCGAAAUUCUGAGGCUUUUGGUGAUGUGUAUGCAUUUGACACUACGUAUGACACCAACAAGUACAAAAUGAUUUUUAUGCCAUUCACCGGAGUUGAUCAUCACAAGAAAUAUGUUAUCUUUGGCGCUGGCAUGUUAUACAAUGAGACUAUAGAGUCAUAUACAUGGUUACUAAACACCUUUCUGGCUGCACGCAAGAAACAACCAAUAUUUAUUCUCACUGACCAAGAUGCAUCAAUGAAACAAGCUGUAUCAACCGUUUUCACAAACUCUAUCCAUCGUUUGUGCAUGUGGCACAUAAUGAGAAAACUUUCGUCCAAGAUUUCAAAUGACAUCCUUGAUAAUACCACUCUUCUUUCGUCAAUACAUAAGCUGGUGUGGAAUUUAUUCAUCACACCACAAACAUUCGAAGAAAGAUGGCAUAGAGAUACCGAUGUGUUGUUUGAUGAAGACUACAUCAAGAUGCGAGAGCUCAAAUGCGCAUUUUAA